CGCCGUAAUGCAAUCGCGUUCCUGCGUGACUCCAUCCUCGCUUGUUCGACUCACAUUUGACUUAAAACUUCGAAAUUGUAUUAGCUAUGAUAGUUACACGAAGAAAUUCUAUCCUGGAAAAUUCGGUAUGACAGCCUGAUCGAGAAAGGUAGAAAUACAGAAGAGAUCUCGGCCAAACGAUGGGAACCGUUCACGCGAAGGAGCCAGCUAGUAUACCCAAAGAUAUCCGAUCACCAUUGGAUGAUUCGAUAGCAAGAAAGAAGAAUGAUGGAUUAAAAGACUCUGAUCUAUCAUCUCAUUUUAAUAACUAUCAGGAUUCUGCCCUGAUGGACCAACCUCCACCUAGAAGAACAAAAGCUAUACAUUUGCAAAAACUGAAGGCUCGAGUAGAUAAAAUUCACAUAGAUGGUUUAAGGAGAACGAAAGAUGAUAUAAUAGAAGCUCAAGUAUCGGAAUUAUUCAAAGCCCACGAUUUUCAAGAUGUGAUCAUACGGGCGCAUAAAGUUCAAGGAAAGCUAGAAGCUUUAGGAUGCUUCACCGAUGUCGGGGUUUUCAUUGAUACCAGUGAAGGACCGGGUGCCACACCAGAUGGAGUGGAAGUAACUUUUACAGUAAAGGAAAUGAAGCGAUUAAUGGGUGGUGUAAACACUAUGGUUGGUAAUAAUGAAGGAUCCCUUAUAAUCGGUGCAAGGGCACCAAAUAUAUUUGGACGGGGUGAAAGAGUGCAAAUGGAGUAUUCGUAUGGAAGCAAAAGUUCUACUAACGUUAAUAUUUCAGUUGUGAAACCAUUUGUCGACAGUUGGAUACAUAAAGUAUUGACAGCAAGUAUAUUUAAUAGUACAAGCGAUUUUCCAUGGUCUGGUUACAAGCUAACUGAAAACGGAUUUUUAUUGGACAUGACUGUUAAUUCAGAAGAACUGUCAGGUUCAAAACAUAAUUUCCAGUAUGAAGCAGCUUAUAGAGAAAUUUCUGCUUACAAGCAAGCAUCAUUUAGAGUUCGGGAGCAGUGCGGUCCGAAUUUAAAAUCUGCCCUAAGACACAUCUUAUCGCUUGAUAGAAGAGAUGAAUCCAUAUUUCCAACUGUUGGUUCUCUCUUGCAAUUCACCACAGAAGUUGCUGGUCUUGGGGGAAAUAUUGGAUUCGUAAAAAACGAACUCAUUAUGCAAAAUAAUUGGACGUUGUUCGAUUACUUUACUAUCCAACUCGGAGUACAAUCAGGUUUACUACGUGGUAUUAGCAAUGAUAUGCAAAUCAGUAUUUCUGAUCAGUUCUUUUUGGGGGGACCAUUGAAUCUUAGAGGCUUUGAGAUGAGAGGCUGCGGUCCUCGACAUGAUGGAAAUUCUUUGGGUGGAGAUAUCUACUGGGCAAUGGCACUUCAUCUCUACACUCCAUUACCAUUUAACAGAAAUCAUAAUUCCUUCAUGAACCUGUUCAGACUACACGGUUUCGUUAAUGGCGGCAAUUUAACAAAUGCAGCUUUAAAAUUUGGCGGUGAUUACAGGGAAAAUUUCAAAAUUUUUAGUGACAAUGUUCGCUGUUCUGCUGGUGGAGGUCUUGUAAUGAAGCUUGGCAAUGUCGCAAGAGUCGAGUUAAACAUAGUAAUACCAUUAAUGUUCCUUAGAAGCGAUCUACUUCAGCAGUUUCAAUUUGGAAUAGGUCUACAAUAUUUGUAGGUCUGAGCACAAAAAGAAUUACAACAAAGCUGUUAUUUGUUACUACUAAUAGUAGUUGUACAUUAAUAAUGUAUAAUAAUUCAAGUGUGAACACCGUAAAUACUGUGUAAACUGAACACGCCGAGCAAAGAAUAGAUUUGACUCUGUCACAUUUCUAGUUCUGUUCAAACUAUGUGCCUGUACAGCAUUUCAAAUAAAAAGAAUUACUAUUUCUUCAUUUA
This is a messenger RNA of Orussus abietinus, 1894 nucleotides long. RefSeq names its product sorting and assembly machinery component 50 homolog B. NCBI's taxonomy places the organism in Eukaryota, Metazoa, Arthropoda, Insecta, Hymenoptera, Orussidae. Gene Ontology annotation, cellular component: outer membrane; SAM complex. The transcript has 8 exons. The record is from RefSeq and is a predicted model, not a curated record. Gene Ontology annotation, biological process: protein insertion into mitochondrial outer membrane; mitochondrial respiratory chain complex assembly. The coding region runs from base 180 to 1673 and encodes 497 amino acids.